Messenger RNA from Naegleria gruberi, 1126 nucleotides. RefSeq lists its product as uncharacterized. Lineage: Eukaryota; Heterolobosea; Eutetramitea; Acrasida; Naegleriidae. Bases 138 to 1037 code for a protein of 299 amino acids. The transcript has a single exon. The record is from RefSeq and is a predicted model, not a curated record.
UCAGCAUCUCGGAACAAGUUCAUCAGCAUAAUUACACUUUUCUGAUUACAUUGGUCAUCGUCACAUUGAUAACAAACAAUUCUUUAGAUUCAUCAUUGAUUACAAUUUAACUAAUAGUAGUAAACAAACAAGAGAGAAUGGUCGAACAAACAAGAAUUACCACCACAACCACUCGUACAACCAUCACUUCUCCACCUGAAGUUGUUGUCCAUGGCAAGACAUUGAGCACCUCACACGGCUCCAAUAACAAACUCUACAAGGUUAUCAAACAUGGUGGUAUGGGAGUAUUCUCCCUCUCACUCUCUCGUAUUGCCUUGUAUGCUCCAUUCAGUGUCCAAAAGACUCUCAUAGCCAUAAGUGAUACACCAGAUCGUGAGGAUGAGGAAGCAUCUCAAUCCUCCACAUUCCAGAAACGUUUGUCUCAAUACUUUGAAAGACCAUUGAUGAAUAAGUUGGUCUUGUAUCAAUUGGGUCACAUCUUUUUCACAUCCUUGAUGAAUAGACAAACUUGGGUACCUUUGUCUUCAUAUAAACCAUUGGAACAUGCCAUCAUUUCUGCCUCAACAUUCCCAUUGUACUACAUCUUGUUGGAUCAGGAGAGUAGAUUAGUUACAAAGAGAGGUCGUUCAUGUGAAGUGAUUAAGGUUGAAGAUGGUGAUAAUACCACUUAUUGGCAAGGUUUUGCAAUUCAUGUAGCUCAUUCAUUCCUUGUUCAUUCAAUUAGUUUGGGUAUUAGUCAAAUGAUAUUGGGAAAUGAUGCAAGUCUGGGUAAUGUUAGUGAUGAAGCUGUCAAUAAUCAUGAUUCUUCAGAUCAUAGAGCUAAGGAAGUACUUGUUGAAACUCUUGGAAUGGUUGUUGGUCGUUUGGCUUGUUUACCACUUGAAAUUUAUUCCAAGCAACUCUUGUUGAAGAGUAAGCCAAAGAAGGAUCACUACUUGUCAACCUAUGUUAAGAGUGCCAUCUUGACUUUACCUCAAUGUACAACUUCAUUGGUUGAAUAUUGGCUUUAUCGUACCUUGAAUAGAUUCAUUCAAUAAUUAUGAAUGUUUGUUAUUGAGUUUUUAAAAAUACCUAGUAUUUUAUUAUUUGGAUUGUAAAUUUACAAAAUAAACUUAUUGACCUUUUG